Molecule: messenger RNA, 2509 nt
Organism: Musca domestica (house fly)
Lineage: Eukaryota; Metazoa; Arthropoda; Insecta; Diptera; Muscidae
Product: synaptic vesicle glycoprotein 2B
Exons: 11
Coding region: 224-1849 (541 amino acids)
Biological process (GO): transmembrane transport
Molecular function (GO): transmembrane transporter activity
Source: RefSeq, a predicted model, not a curated record
UCAUUUAAUCGUGUUCGGAAUCAAAAGCUUAAAAAUUAAUUUUAACGGUGUUUGUUUUUUCUUUUUUCGAUUGGAUAAUUUUUUUUGCGUCGGUAUAUAAAAAUGUGAUGAAGUGGAAUUUUAUUAAUUGAAUCAAAAAAAUAAUAAAUAAUUAGAAAUUUUUACCAAAUAGUACAUAAUUACAAAAUAAUUCUAAAUAGGUCAAAACAAGUACAAAAACAAAAUGGCUAUUAAACAUAAAGGUGAUAAAGAUAAAUAUGAUAGUAGCAAAUAUCAAUAUGAUCUAAAAACGCCAGCCGAUUUUGAAACUGCCAUCACAGCAACUGGAUUCGGUUGGUUCAAUAUUUUAUUGCUGCUGGUCGGCUGUCCGGCGGCUAUUGCUUCAGUAUUUGAGACUGCAGUUGUUUCGUAUGUUCUGCCCAGUGCCGAAUGUGAUUUGGGUUUGAAUUUAUUGAAUAAAGGCAUUCUAAAUGCUAUGACUUAUUCAGGAAUGAUCAUCUCAGCCAUUGCAUGGGGCUACAUAGCAGAUACAAGAGGUCGAAAAUCCAUUUUAGUUUGGGGAUUGCUGGCCGAUGUGGUUUGUGUUCUCUCCUGUGCCAUGAGUCAAAGUAUUAUUCAACUGAUGAUCGCCAAGUUUAUUGGUGGUUUAGUCAUGGGUGGUCCAUUUGCCGUUCUGAUGACAUACCUGCAGGAGUUUCACAAUAACAAAUAUCGAGGCAGAGUAAUGAUGUGCAUCGGCAUUAUGUUUUCAAUGGCCUCGCUGUCAAUGCCUGUUUUGGCAUUGAUGAUUCUGCCACAAAAAUGGGAAUUUAAUAUUUUUAACAUGGAAUUUCACUCAUGGCAAGUAUAUUUAGCCAUAUGUGCCAUACCCAGUCUUGUAAGCGGUUUGGCUUUAAGCUUAUUCCCCGAAAGUCCAAGAUUCCUGAUGUCCCAAGGACGUACAGCGGAAGCAUUACAGGCAUUUCGUACUAUAUACUCCCUGAACAAAGGCAAGCCGAAGGACACAUUUCCGAUAACAAAACUGCUAGACGAAAUAUCACCCGAAGAAAAUGAUGUCAACUAUGAGGAAAUCAGUAUAUCAACGAUUGAGACGACCUCGGUGAAAGAUCAAGUUAAGGACAUUGUUGAUGAUUUCAAAACCAAAGAUCCAAGUCCAUUUUUAGCACUGUUCCAGAAACCAUUCUUAUGGCUGUCCAUAAAUGUUUAUAUGCUGAACUUUUGCAUAUUGCUGGGGCAAAAUACAAUGCGUUUAUGGCUGCCACAAUUGUUCGCUUCUUUGCGGGAAUUCCAGGAGAUUUCUAUGGAGUCAGUCGAGCACAGCAUGUGUUCCAUACUGGAGUAUAGUGUUAAUAAGACGGGAUUGGUCAAGGAAACAGAUUCCAGUUGUUCGGUGAUAAUUUCAUCUUCCUCAUAUACCAACAAUAUAAUUGUGGCUGGAGCCUGUUUUGCGGUAUUUCUUGUGGCAGGAACACUAAUCAAUAAACUUGGACACAAGAGGAUACAAAUUGGGGCCUUAAUCAUUGCUGGCAUUUGCGGUUUUGCCUUGUACUGGUCCAGCACAACAGCAUCGACUUUGGUGAUAACAGCAUUAUAUGCCUGUAUGGGCAGCUUAUCAGCCACAUCGGCUGUGGGGACAUCAGCAUUGCUGUUUCCAACGUCCUUGAGAACAAUGGUCGUCUGUGUGGCCCUAAUGUUUGGACGUAUUGGUUCCAUAUUUGGUAACAUUCUGUUUCCUGUCUUCAUGUCGUUUGGCUGUGUGCCACCAUUUCUUAUGGUGGGCGGUGUUAUGUUUGUCGCUUGCAUUUUAUCGGCAAUGCUGCCCAACACUAAAAAGGCUGAUCUCAAAUAAAUAUUCCUAUGUAAUAUAUAUAAAACAAAUAAUUAACCCUUAAAUUGCUACCAUAGUAGCAUUGAGAAGAUAACAUCAGGCAAUUUUCAUGAAUUUGCAUUUUUUUUUUUGUCAAAACGAUACAUUUUAACACUUCCUCAUGUCAAAAUGUUUAUUUACAAAUCUAUUGUAUAUACACAAAACAGGGAUGGGAACCUGUUUUCAAUGAUGUUAAAUUUGACAAGAUAGACUCCAGAAAAAUGCAGAGCUGGUUCUCAGUUCUCUUUCUAUAAAAAUGUGAAACAACAUUUUUUAUAAAAGGAAAGAAUUGUCAAAUGAAUCAUUUUAUAAAGGAAAUAUUUUUCUUUUCUUAUUUUUAUAGAACUAGUAUCCAGCCUCUGAAUAUUAUUAUCUUAAAUGAGGUUACCUUGAUUUACUACAAUUAAAUUCAAAAUACUACAAAAAUUUCGAAUAAGUUGAAACUGAAAGCACUCAUGUAUGCACCCAGAGUGAAAGCUUGGCUGUCAAGUAAAUUUUAGCUAUGUAUUAUAAAAAUAUUAACUAUUAUAAUUAUAUUAUAACAUUUUAUGAAUUUAUAUUGUUUUAUAAAUAGAUGUUAUGCGUUGCAAUUUAAUAUUUGUGAUAUAAUUAAGUAAUAAACAAAUUUUAUUAAAUAAAAAA